AUGACAGAAUCAGCGGAGUUCCAGAAAUUGAGACAAAGAGAGGGACUCAAGCGUCACCACUGUCAGCAAUGUGACAAAUCCUACCCAAGAGCAGGAUCUUUAAAGAUUCAUCAGAGAGGUCACACUGGAGAGAAACCGUACAGCUGUGACCAAUGUGGAAAAGCCUUCACUCAAUCAGCUCACCUAGAAACCCAUCGACGUAUUCACACUGGAGAAAAACCAUACAUGUGUAACCUGUGUGGGAAACUUUUUGGUAAAUCAGAGCACCUUAAAAGACACAAACGUAUUCACACUGGAGAGAAACCGUACAGUUGUGACCAAUGCAUGAAAGCUUUCACUACAUCAGGUCAACUUAAACAGCACAGGCGUAUUCACACUGGAGAGAAACCGUACAGCUGUGACCAAUGUGGGAGAGCUUUCACUUCAAUCUCCUCCCUAAAAAGACAUCAUCUUUUUCACACUGGAGAGAAACCAUACUGCUGUGACAAAUGUGGGAAAGCUUUCACAACAUCAGUUCACCGAGCAAUUCACCAACAUCUUCACACUGGAGAGAAACCGCACUGGUGCGACCAAUGUGGAAAAUUUUUUGCUACAUCAAGUUACCUAAAAAGUCACCAACGUGUUCACUCUGAAGAGAAACCAUACUGCUGUGACCAUUGUGGGAAAUUUUAUUCUAAAUCAGGUGACCUAGAAAACCACAGACGUGUUCAUACUGGCGAGAAACCAUUCGGAUGUGACCAAUGUGAGAAAGCGUUUGCACGCAGUAGUACCCUGAAACGCCACAAACGCUCUCACACUUCUUCAUUUUGAACAUUUUUGUAAGUCAAGCGAGCUGUUUCUGCCUGCCUCGUCCUCCUGCCCUGAUUAUUGUGUUGUCUAGGGCUUCAUGAUGAUUCUAAUUGCAGUUGCCCCUGAGCUAUGCCACGCCGCAAAUAAGCACCUGGCAGUAUAUGACUCUCUCUAACUGAGGUUCAACACUUUCAU
Messenger RNA from Micropterus dolomieu (smallmouth bass), 984 nucleotides. Its product is annotated as zinc finger protein 239-like. The record is from RefSeq and is a predicted model, not a curated record. The transcript is spliced from 2 exons. Gene Ontology annotation, biological process: negative regulation of transcription by RNA polymerase II. Gene Ontology annotation, molecular function: DNA-binding transcription repressor activity, RNA polymerase II-specific. Bases 1 to 810 code for a protein of 269 amino acids. Lineage: Eukaryota; Metazoa; Chordata; Actinopteri; Centrarchiformes; Centrarchidae.